AUGUCCCUGACAGACGCGGAGCCUGCGGCGGGGAAGCGGGCGUCGUCCGUCGACACCGCGGGGGAGGAACACGCGGGCGGCGGCGCCCCCGCAGCGGCGGAGGCGAGGACGAACAGCAGCAGCGCGUGCAAGCUGCCGCAGUGCGAGGAGUACCCCGCGGAGCCGCCGCCUGCCCGCGACGGAAGCACGGCUUCGGCUGCAGCGGAGGAGUACCCCGCCUCCGACAGCGAGGGACCCUCCAAGCGGCAGAGCGCGACCGCCGUGCCGCCGCCGGGCACAGACGCGGGCGGCUCCGCGGGGGAGAAGCGGGCGAAGAAGCCGCCGAAGCUGCCGCACUUGUCCUCCGCGGGGGCGCUCUCCACACCGCACACCGCGGCGGCGGGGGACGCGCGGCAGCCGCGGCAGCGUGCGGAGAGAGCGCCGUCUACGGUGCGGCAGAAGCGGGGGCAACACCCGCCGCGUCCGUGUCACGCAGGGACGGCGGCGGCGAAAGACGGCGGAUGCGCCACCCCCGCCCCUCGUGAGGAGGAUCGGCGGCGGGGUGAGAGCAGCUCGCCGCAGUCGUUUCUCUGGUACUUCACCGACGUCUACAUGAAGCCGGUGAGGACGCCGAGGCGCCGACCGGACACGCGCCAUGCGAAGGGUUCGGAGGAGGGCGGUAAAACCGUCAAGCACGAGGCGGCUCGGGCGCCGGAGCGCAAGGCGGACGACGAGCGCCGCGCGGAGGAGUACCCCGUGGAGGACGCCCACAACGAGGAGACCCCCUCCGAGCGCCUCAAUAAGCACAACAACGCGAGGUGGAGCGAGGGCGGCGACACGAAGUCGAGGUGGGUCCCGCCUUCGCGGGGGGCGAACCACCUCUCCAGCAUGAGCUCAGUGAAGAUGUCCCCCGGCAAGAGGGACCCCGCGGAGGAAACCUGGGUGGAACACCAGCACUCGCAAACGUGUGUUUCAAUCCCGUCCCUGCAGGCCCGGCGGCAGAACGACGCCUUUCAGCGUUGCCUGCAUGUACUGCUUGACCGAUGUAACAACAGGAGCGAGAAGGACAUGGUGACGCACCUGGGGUACAGCUACUCCCGCAUCCUUGCCCUCAAGCGGGGCUACAAGCUCACUGGCUCCGCAGAAGGUGAGGUGACGUACCGCCAGGCGCUACUCCCACCCCCGCGUCGCGAGAACGAGGAGCGGACGCAGAAGCCCGCGCAGCGCGUAGACCGAGGCCACACCAAUAACAGCAAAAGCAAUAAGCACAAAAGCAGCGGGCAACAGAAGUCGUCUGCGCCACUCCUUGGAAACGGCUCGCCGAUGAAGCAACCGCGGCAUGCGGGUGAAAGCGGCGUUGUGGAGCUGCCAACUAUAUCGACAGUACACGAGCCCCGAGAUGAGGUUGUGGAGUUGGGAGUGGGAGUGUAUGAGGAAAGUAGAAGCACGAGGGAGUCCAGAAGCGUGGAACAGGGGGAGGAAUCAAAUGUACAUUGUAGCGAGGAAAACCACCAUGAGCUGCUGGCUUGA
This is a messenger RNA of Trypanosoma conorhini, 1509 nucleotides long. RefSeq lists its product as uncharacterized. The transcript has a single exon. The coding region runs from base 1 to 1509 and encodes 502 amino acids. The record is from RefSeq and is a predicted model, not a curated record. Lineage: Eukaryota; Euglenozoa; Kinetoplastea; Trypanosomatida; Trypanosomatidae.